AUGGCCAUUGACCGCAUGAAACGCCUUCCUUCAAAUGAUCCACGAAAUUUUAUGCAACAAGCUAAUAUUCGUUGUUCUUAUUGUAAAGGCGCUUAUCACCAACCAGGCCAGGGAGAGUUCGAUCUUCAAGUUCACAAUUCUUGGCUUUUCUUUCCUUGCCACGGGUGGUACCUGUAUUUCUAUGAACGAAUUCUUGGGAAACUGAUUGGAGACCCACUUUUGCUUUAUCAUUCUGGAAUUGGACCAAACCUAAGGUCAGUGGCUAAUAAUCUUUCUAUAAUUUACAGUGAAAUGAUUCGUGGUAGCUAUUCAGUAGAGAGCUUCAUGGGAGAUCCUUAUAGGGCAAGAGCUGACAAACCUAAGGGUCCUGGCUUAUGUGAGCGUGGUUCCCAUACUGCAGUGCACCUUUGGGUAAGAGAUCCACAACAACCCGCUUUUGAGGAUUUGGGUAAUUUUUACUCUGCUGGGAGAGACCCACUUUUCUAUUGCCAUCACGCAAUUGUUGAUCGAAUGUGGACAUUAUGGCGGCCACCUGCUCAGGCUGCUAGGGGCAAGGUAUUUAAAGCUUCUAGUCCUGAUCCUCCAAACGUAGACUCUGUAUUCCUAGUUGUCAUUGACAUGAUUAUACGAGUUGUGGUUCCCAAAACAAAGAAAGGCAAAACUGAAGAACUGCUGGCGCUGGAAAACAUGGAAGUUGACACUACUAAAUUACUUAAGGUCAAUGUGUUUGAGAAUGAUAAAGAUAAUAAUAUGGAUCACCUGGGCAAGGCUUCUUAUGUAGAGGACAUGGAAGUUGAGGACGAUGAUACAAUUCUGGUGACACUUAUGCCAAGGCAUCAAGGCACCGGUAUCAAGAUCAUUGAAGCUCCUCCAUGUAAAUCAAGUUGA
Fraxinus pennsylvanica is the source of this 888-nucleotide messenger RNA. Lineage: Eukaryota; Viridiplantae; Streptophyta; Magnoliopsida; Lamiales; Oleaceae. The record is from the annotation of a GenBank genome assembly.